Messenger RNA from Elaeis guineensis (African oil palm), 1263 nucleotides. RefSeq lists its product as uncharacterized. Lineage: Eukaryota; Viridiplantae; Streptophyta; Magnoliopsida; Arecales; Arecaceae. The record is from RefSeq and is a predicted model, not a curated record.
CAAGAUAAGAAGAUGAUUGAUCCCAAUGAGAUAUGGAGUUUCUGCUUCUGUCCCUCCGCCUUCCAAAAUUGAACAAACAUGGCCUUGCGAGUCCACCCUACGAGCCUGACCCGUGCUGUCCUUCUCCCUUAUCACUGCUCCCGCUCUAGCCUCUCCAACAUCCCCCAUUUCCAAACCCUUGGCCUAAAACGCCGAAGCUUUCGGUCUCGGAGACUCAAGGCGCUUCCCCGGAGAUCGCGCUCCCCAACGAUAACUGCAGCUCUUCCUCCCCUAGAUUUAACCGAGGACAACAUCCGCCAGGUCCUAAUCGACGCUAGAUCAGAGUUGGCACAGAUAUUUGAUUCCUCAGUCGGCAUAACAGGUGAAGUUGAUCUUGCUGAUUUAGAUGGUCCCUUCGUUAAGCUUAGACUUAAAGGUCGGUUUUGGCAUCAGCGAGCUAUAGUUCUAGCACGGCUUGGUAAUUAUCUCAAGAAUAGGAUCCCGGAAAUUUUGGAGGUGGAUAUUGAAGAUGAGAAGCAACUAGACGACAGUCCAGAAAAUUUUUGAGAUUUCGGUAUAUUCCAUCAGAAAAGAUGGAGCAGCUUGUGAGGUGGAAGACUGCAAUUAUUGAUCAAGGGAAAUAUCAGAUUAUCUAUUAGAUACUCUUUUUGGUGAAUCCUAUUAUGUUGAGCUGUUUCGUCAUGUAAUUCUCAUCAAAGAGAUAUGUGCGUGCAAAGUGAAGUCCAUGGGAUCUGUUAACAUAUGCUGUAAAGUACAUGCUAGUAUGCUGUACAUCAAACCUGAGAAGUAUUGCUUAAUGACUAACCAUGUUGUGUUUUUUAUAUGUUUUGACAGCAGCUGGUAUCCAAGUGGAUAAGUAAAACAAACCUUAUUGAUCCUUGUAUUCCUGAAAGCUUCACGGAAUUAAGAAAUUUAGUUGAUUGGUUCCAUUUUACGGCUAUCCAUGGAGAAUGGUAAAUUAAUACAAGCUGAAAAAAAGGGAAUUUAGGUGCGCUGAAGGAACUAAAGUAUGAAUCAAAACCUCGCGUACUGAAGAAGAAAGGCCUAUUACUUUUCCUGUUGAGGAAAGGCCUAUUACUUUAAGAUGGAAAGAAAGCCCAGUAAAGUUCCUUCCAUAUGAUAAAGAACUGACUCUGAAUAUCUGGGCCUUGUGUAUGUUGUCAUUUUGUCUAGAAAACUUGUUUUAUUUUUUGACCACCAGCCAGGAAAAAUUUGUGGUACAAAGAAAAAGCUGAGCUUUUCAUGUUAUGCGGUUAUGCAUCA